Dalotia coriaria is the source of this 2241-nucleotide messenger RNA. RefSeq names its product Peptidylglycine-alpha-hydroxylating monooxygenase (gene Phm). Gene Ontology annotation, cellular component: extracellular region; membrane. The transcript has 7 exons. Gene Ontology annotation, biological process: peptide metabolic process. The coding region runs from base 313 to 1332 and encodes 339 amino acids. Lineage: Eukaryota; Metazoa; Arthropoda; Insecta; Coleoptera; Staphylinidae. Gene Ontology annotation, molecular function: copper ion binding; oxidoreductase activity, acting on paired donors, with incorporation or reduction of molecular oxygen, reduced ascorbate as one donor, and incorporation of one atom of oxygen. The record is from RefSeq and is a predicted model, not a curated record.
GUGCUGGAUGUUAGAGGGGACAAACGAAAGUUGCGUCUACCAUUACCACCAUCCGCUGCAACACACACACUUUCUACUUGUAUUUAAUCUUGUGUGGCUGUAUUAGUAAGCUGGUUACCUGUUUAUACCUGUCCUGCCUUGCGUUGAGUUUGCUUCACCGGCAGCCCGCAGAUUAGUGCGCAUCGCGAGCGCGUCGUGACGUCUGGUCUUUCGCGCGAUCGAUACGCGACAGCCCACACACGCCGUCGGAGGCGGCAGUACGCCCGCCGCCGCCAACCAGCACCAGCUAGCAGUGUAGUCGUCGCCGCCAGCAUGGAGGCGCACCAUCUGUGCAUCGUCGCCGUCCUCAUCGCCGCCGCGCUUUUGCUGCGCGAGGCGGACGCGUACGACGUGAAGAAAUUCGCGGUCUUCAUGCCGCACAUCAAUCCGUUUCGGGAGGAAUUAUAUCUAUGCACACCAGUGAAAAUUGUACAAGACAAAAGUUUCUACAUAGUGGGAUUUGAACCGAACGCAACCAUGAAUCGCGUGCACCAUAUGAUUUUGUUUGGCUGUUCAGAACCAGGCACACAUGAACCUUACUGGGACUGUGGUGAAAUGGCUGGACCAACGCACAGCAGUAACUUGAGAACUGGAAACCCAUGCAGACAAGGCUCACAUGUUUUGUACGCAUGGGCGAGAAACGCCGAAGCAUUGAGUCUUCCAGAGGAUGUUGGCUUCCAAAUUGGAGCGAAUACAGAAAUUGCUUACCUUGUUCUUCAGCUCCACUAUGCACACAAAUUCCCCGAGGAUGUAAUCGAUAGUUCCGGAGUUAAUCUUAUCUACACCGAAACGCCACAACCAAAGUUAGCUGGAGUUCUUCUUUUGGCCAGUGGCGGAACAAUUCCCGCUCACCGUGUUACCUACAUGGAAUCCGACUGCACGAUUGAAGAAGAUAAAAUUAUUUAUCCAUUCGCCUAUAGGACUCACACGCACACGCUGGGUAAAGUUGUGAGCGGAUACCGAGUGCGCCAAGAUGAAAACGGCGAACAAUGGUCGCUCAUAGGCAAACGUGACCCGCUGACGCCACAAAUGUUUUAUCCUACAAAUACGACGACUCCUAUCCUAAAGGGCGACAUUAUGGUAGCCAGGUGUACGAUGGAGAGUGACAGGGACACCGAUACCCGUGUUGGGCCAACAAACAAAGACGAAAUGUGCAAUUUCUACAUUAUGUAUUACGUGGAUGAAGGUAAACCAUUAAACAAACGAUUCUGCUGGAGGGAGGGUCCUCCAUACACGUCCUGGGCGUCGAAUCACAACUUCCUCAACGUCCCUGAAGACGCGUCCAGCUUGUAAACAAUCGAAGAAACGACCAAUCCAACUAAUAUCACUUCAAAACACCCAACAAAGUUUAUUUCAAAAUUGGUCAAAACUAUAUUUGUUGAGUAAUCGGAAAUUUUAUCAAUUUUUAACUUCAAAACACAGAUUUUAUGAGAUUUGACAGAGUUUAUUCUAGAGUAGAAGUGGAAGAUGUAUUUUUCUAACAGUGAAAUGAGCUGAGAGGCACAAAAAGAUAUCUAUUUGUAUUAUUUUUCCAGAUCGGUGUAAUUAUUAAUGAAUUUAUUGAUUAAUCAGAGUACUAGUCUUACUUGUAAGUCUAUAUAAUUGUAAACAACCAACUAUCAACUAAUCUCAGUGACUAGCAUCAAAUUACAGCCCGAAGAUGAUCACUUCCGGUGUAUUUUUGACAGUUGGCUGAAACUAUCAAAUCUAUCAAAACAAAAUCUAAUGUAUCAAUCGAUGACAAAGAGUUGAAGCAAAAUGAGACUGAUUUACACAGUGAAUCUCAAUUUCGCAGGCCAAGUAAAUCUCACUAUCAAUUAUCUCGAAUGUACUAUUAACUUGUCAAAUAUAAUGAACUCAAAACACUGUAAUCAAUGUGACGUCAUAUCCUAUCGAAAGACACAAGCUUUUGACAUUGUAUCAUUGUGUGUGUGAAUGAGAGAUGAGCUUCUGGCACUUGACCUUUGGAAUUGUAAUGAAAUGGAGACUAUGUACAAAAUAUAUAUCUAUAUGACUUUUAAUUUCUUGGGAUACCAGCUAGAUGAGAAUUGAAUUAUACUUUUCUUUGUUUAUGAAUGGUUAUCAUUUGAAUGUUUGUGAUUAUGUUGUAGAUAGGUUUUAAAUAUGUGAAGAUGAAACCAAAAAUAACAACAAAGACAUAUUUAGAUGAAUAAACUGUAUUAAUUAUAUGUUCAAUGCAAA